This is a messenger RNA of Pungitius pungitius (ninespine stickleback), 1516 nucleotides long. Its product is annotated as ras association domain-containing protein 7-like. The transcript is spliced from 5 exons. The coding region runs from base 66 to 1124 and encodes 352 amino acids. The record is from RefSeq and is a predicted model, not a curated record. Gene Ontology annotation, biological process: signal transduction. Lineage: Eukaryota; Metazoa; Chordata; Actinopteri; Perciformes; Gasterosteidae.
GGAGAAAGGACCAUCAGAGAGAAGCUUCAACAGUUCACGGUUGCUGGUGGUGCUGCAGCUGAGUGAUGGAGCUGAAGGUGUGGGUGGAGGGUGUGGUCAGGGUGGUGAGCGGCCUAUCACUGACCACUUCCUGCCAGGAUGUCGUCAUCGCUCUGGCACAGUCGCUUGGUCGGACCGGUCGGUACAUUCUCAUCGUGAAGCUGCGGGGGAAAGAGAGGCAGCUGCUGGCCGAGGACUGUCCUCUUCAGCACCUGUCUCAGCUGGGUCAGAUGGCCCCGGAGGUCCACUUCGUCCUGCGGAGGACCGGCCCCAGCCGGGGGGAUGGGCGAGGCACACCCGACACGGAGCGACGGGAACCGGCCCACCUCAAGAGGACCUGGGCCCCGUCCCCCAGAGCUUCUCCAGAACCCCGGGCCUCCCCCAUCUCGUUCCCGGACCCUCACAGCUUCCCCAAGGAGGAGGUGUUCAGGCAGGUCCUGCAGCAGCAGAGGAGGCUUCAGGACCUGGAGAACCAGCUCUGGUCUCUGGAGAAGGAGGCCGAGGUCUGGGAGCAGGAGGGGUCGUCUGCCAGAGAUCACGGUCCGACUGUGGUCUGGGAAGCAGAACUGGAGGACCUGGAGCGGCGCUUGAGGCAGAACGAGGCCGAUCUGAUGCUCGGACUCCAGUGGGAGGAGGAGCUCCAGGCAGAGGUGGACCGAGAAGAAGACCUGCAGAGAGAUCAGCAGCAGCUGCACGCGUCGAUGGAGGACGACGCCCACCAGAUGGAGGAGCUCCAAGCCCGCUCCGCCCAGCUGGAGCAGGAGGUGCAGCUCAAAGAACACAGGCCCAGCUCCCGGGCGGACUCGAGGCCGCCGGAGGAGGCGCUGAGGCCUCUGAAGCAGGAGCUCCGUUACCGGUGGCAGCAGGGAGAAGAUCUGGAAGCAGCGUUGUCCGAGACGCAGAGGGAUCUCCAGGCGGCGGAGGAGAAUCUGCAGGGCCGGCGGGAGAUGAUCGAGGAGCUGAACAAGGAGCUGAGGCAGUGCAAGCUGCAGCAGUUCAUCCUGCAGACCGGGGCGCCCCCCCCCGAGCCCCUCACCGACCUCUACCUCAGCAGUGCUGGCAUCAUGGAGACGUCCCCCAAGUGAUGAAGUCCACUGGUCCUUUCCUUCAGCAGCAGGAGUACUGCUGUGUUAAAGUUCUCCUCCUUGAGGACUCAACAACGAAGGAGACGAGUUCAGAGGAAACGUCUUUCUUUUGUUUUUCACGUCAGAUGAAGAAGGAAAGAAAAAUCCUCACAGCAAGCUGAAAUAAACACUGUUUGCUUCAUUUAUUGAACUCAUACGAUGUCUGAAACACGACGUCAUGAAGUUAAGCCUGAACCUCGAAGGACUGUGUGUGUGUGUGUGUGUGUGUGUGUGUGUCUGACAAGCCAACCAUUGGCAGUUUCGUAGAAUGUCAAUGAAAUUAAUGAAUGUACAUUUUUAUGCCUGUAAUUUAAAUUGCACAUCUGUAUUUUAUUUGUACUGUAUUUUUUAUU